Dicentrarchus labrax (European seabass) is the source of this 6472-nucleotide messenger RNA. RefSeq names its product ataxin 7-like 1 (gene atxn7l1). Lineage: Eukaryota; Metazoa; Chordata; Actinopteri; Moronidae. The record is from RefSeq and is a predicted model, not a curated record. The transcript has 12 exons. The coding region runs from base 79 to 2469 and encodes 796 amino acids.
CUUUCGUUUUUCGCCUGCUGCGUGCGAAGGAGAGAGAGGAAAAAACGGCUCUCAGCAAAGCAACAAGAAGGAAGAGCAAUGGCGACACUGGAUCGCCAAAUACCAAGUCUGGAUACCUUCCUUUGCGAGCCUUGGUCUUCCUUCGUCAGUGCGGCUAAAUUACGUUUUGUUGACAACGCAGAAGACUCGUCCUUGGAUAACAGCGACAAAGAGCUUUGUUGCCCCGGUGAAGCUGUGAAGCUCCGCAAAGAAGAGAUGCUUGUCUACAGCCAGUUUCCAGCACUGGAGGAUUUUUGUCUUGUUGUCUGCCAUGUCUGUAAUCAGGUGGUCACUCCUCAGGGCAUCCUCGCACACUAUGAGAAGCGCCACGUUUCCCCCAUUCCCUCCAGGAGCCCCCUGGUCCCCAUGAAGCCCAAAGCACCUGCAGUGGCCCCCGCUGUGGCUCCCAGUCCUGGGGACACGCUGGCCUUCAGGGUCCCUAAAGAUUACCCUCAUUCGCGCUUCAGCAAGGCGCCACUUGCUGUCUACCCACCAAAGGGGGCACGGAACAAGACAUGUGUAUCCCUUCCAGUCGUAAGCCUGGAGAAGAUGCCCUGCCUCAACCGAGCCGACUCUGCGUCACAUGUGCGCCUCAGCUCCUCCUCUUCUUCCUCCUCCUCAUCCUCUCCUACUCCCUCCUCCCUCAAACUUCCAUCCCUCACUCCCCUAGCCUCCCACCGGUCCAGCGAGAAGCUCAUGAACGGUCGCGGAACAAGCGGACCGUCCACGCCACGCUCCACCAUAUCUCCCUCCUCUCUGGACAGACGCCCCAGUCCGGCACGCUCUCCGCUGGACAGACGGCCGUCAUCUGCACCUUCUCCUUCUCCGCUGGAUCGGAAAUCUUCCCCUUCUCACCGAGCCGGUGCUCUGCCGUCAUCGUCAGCGCCAUUGGAGAAGAAGCCCCAAAAUGGAACUAAGACUUCCUCCAGGCCGCAGAAAAGACUCUCAGGGAGAGUGUUUGAUCCUAACAAGCACUGUGGAGUCCAGGACCCCGAGACUAAACGACCCUGCACGCGGUCUCUCACCUGCAAGACUCACUCCUUAACCCACCGCCGGGCCGUCCCCGGCCGAAGGAAACAUUUUGACAUCCUCCUUGCCGAACACAAGGGGCGGCCGAAGGAGGGGGCAAAGGAGAAGGAGAAAGACAAGGACGGAACGCAGGGAGGGAAGGAGGGUAGCAGCCAGAGUUUCACUUCACAAGAGACCGCAUGUCCCAGCAAGCCUCACUGCCCAAAUGGACGACCCCUGUCUACGCUGAAGCUACGGCUGGCAAAUGCACACAUACCCAGGGUUCCAGGCUCCAACACCUCCACCUCCAGUCCUCUGCCUCCAGCACCAGCCCCUGCCCCGGCCCCUAACCCAGAGCCGUCUCCCCACAGUUGGGUGACGGCAGCGGGAGACGGCGGCCGGCUUUCCAGUGACGAGGGAGAAGCAGAGACUCCAGACUACGCUGACAGGCCUGCCUUUCACUUCUCCAAUCACCACCCACAGCCUUUAGGGUGUUGCGUAUUCAGCAGCAGGCUCAUGGGACGGGGUCACUAUGUGUUCGACAGGCGAUGGGACAGGAUGAGGCUGGCGCUCCAGAACAUGGUGGAGAAACACCUUAACUCUCAGAUGUGGAGGAAGGUGCCUCUGGCUUCUGAGAGCCUCCUCUCCCUCUCCUCCUCCGGUGCCUCCCCCAUCACUUCACAACAGACUCCCUCUCCUACAUCCAUCACUUCUCCUCUCCUCUCCUCCCCUUCCAACUCCCUCUCCUACACCCCCACAUUUCCUCAGUCCGCAUCCAUGGUGUUGAGCAUUCGAGACGCUACACAGCCCGUCGCCCCAGUUUCUGCACUGGGUAAAGCCCGUAACGGCACGCAUAAAGCCAGCCGCCCAUCCAAAGACAUGGAGGACUCAGUAGUGGGAUCCAAGAAGAGAAAAAACUCUUCCUACUCCUCCUCCACAUCCUUUUCUUCUUCUUCUUCCUUGUUUUCGACUGUGGAUAAUCACAAAAGGAAUGGCAGCAGCUAUCAUCCAACGUUACAAGGUUCAGGGGGGGCUGCAGCAACCCCAGCCAGGAAAAAGGGACUUGGGCGCGGGGGAAGCGGGUUUUGGACCAGCGGAGAGGACUGGCUAUCCAGAACCGAUGGGUCUGAAAGCCACAACUCUCAAAACAGUCGCGAACUUGGCACGACCAGUAUACCCUACUCACCCAACAGGGAGCCUGCCUCUGCCCCCCAUCAGCCCUUGGCUUCCCCCUCCGGACCCUUGGCUUAUGGGGGAGGAGCAGAGGGGAGGAAAAGGAGGAGUCCUAGCUCUUACAGAGGGAAGGCCAGUAAGCUGAGCAGGCCAGGUGGGUUGGAGAGCCUCUUUGGGAAUGGGAGCGACAGCGGGGGAAUACUGGCUUCGGGGCCCGAGUCCCCGAGACAGGCCAAGUUGCAUCACUGACAGAAACCUGUUUCAUGGACUGAAUGUUGGGCAGCUGUGCAGGCCACCACCGUUUGUGACCUUCGAACCUCACCACUCUUCCACUGAUGGCACCAAUCAGACUGCUUCAUCUCUGCGAUGUCACCCCUAUUUACCCAAUGACAGUUGAGUUCACCCACUGUGACAUCGCAGGCUCUGCAGUCUUUGCCCACACAGUUGACUAGCAGUCAUUUUCACUCUCCUCCUCUAAUUAUGGAGCGUUUUGAUGGAGAGCUGCUGUGCAUCACUCUGCUUGUGGUCUUUUUUCAGAAGAAGACAGUGGAAUCCAAAAACUUAUCCUCUGAAAAGGGAAUUUGCCUCACCAAGUUUUCAAGGCAUUGUUAAUAAUACCAUCACUGUAUAAUUUUUGGGGAGACAAUCAGAUUAUUUUCUGGUUGUUCUGACCAUUUUCCUGGUUGCUGUGUCAGGUCAGCUGACAAGGACAGAGGUCUGUGAUUGUUUUUGGGAGUUAGAUGGUUGAAGGACCUACUGAUAUGACUACUGUAGGACUCAGCCUUCAGCUGUGCCACCCCAAGUGCCCCACCCCCCCCCCCCUUUCCCCCUUUCCUUUUUUUUUUGUUUUUCUCUUUAUUUUAGCUUUUCCUCUUUCUAAAAGAUGGAAGAGACAACAGCAGCUGUAGUUGGGUUUUAUCCAGCUUCUUCAUCUUUCAACCUCUUCCUUUUUCUUUAUUUCCCCUCCAUCUUUCUUUAUAUCAAACAACUUUGUCAACAUCUCUACAGUUCUUAUUUUUACCUUUCUCCCCCUCUCUCCCUAUCCAUCCCAGCAUGCCCGUGUUCAAAGUGCACUUACUGUCCUCGCUUCCCCCCUCCCUUCCUAUUCACUGACAGCAGAGCAGUCUCCAGCAGUGCCACAACAGGACCUGUUCACACGAGGGACGGAAAAACACCUCUGUGUUACCAACGACGCCGUGUCAAUGCAUUGUAUUUCAGUAUAGGAAGAAAUCCGAGUUUAUUUGAAGAUUGUUAUUUUUUUUUUUUAUCUCUUCGCUCUGGUUUUAAAUGUUGCAAGAAACACAAACUCCUGUCUGUGUGUCAGGACUUGCAUCCAAAAAGGAAUUAUUACUAUGGUGUUGGAUCUUUUUUUUGUAUAAUAAUUUAUCAUUUCUUAAAUGAUUUUCUCACUGACCAUUGAGGUUUGAGCUACAGAGACUUUUUUGAGCAAAAAAAUUAUUUCUAUGGCAUUUUGAAGAAAUGUUUGAAAGUAUUAUGAUGAGUUCAUGUUGUUGAUAAUGUGUACAUAUCUGUUUAUUAUUUUUGUAUUUAUUAAUAAUUUCCCCCUUUUACUUAAUAUGAGCUAGAGAAAGGAGUAUGCUUUCCCUCCUGCCUUAGUCUGUGUUUAAUUAUAUUGAUGAGAUUGGCCUGGUUUCUCAAAAUCUGUAAUAUUUGUUCAUUUGUAGGUUUUUAAAUCCAUACUAAUUAAUUCUCAAACACAGCCAAAUAUGAUCUUUGACUCAAUGCUCAAUUUCAACAACAACCUGUGGUCAAUUUAUAUAUUUUAGUCAGGCCUCUUCUAAUAACUAAUUCUAGUUAAGCUAAUUAUGUUGCCUGACAGAAAUAUCUGAACUCAGCGAACACAGCUUUCAACCACCUCUCACAUGCUGUGUGUCCCAGUUCCAUAAACUUUACUAAUUGUAUACAGUAUGUACUGUUUGGUAAUCAUACUAUACUGUUUUUUUGCAGUUGGCAUACAAGAAAUUAGCAUAUUUAAUAGUUUUAUAAUUACAGGAAACUAAACAAUCAGACAUAUGUCAGUCAAACUGCAACUUUGGAACGCUACUGACAGUUAAACUUCACAAAGAGGUUUUUUUCCAAAGAUUUUAUAGGUUAUUUUUCUUUCCUAUAUCUGUCAUAAGGCUGUCUCAACACUGCCUUCAAAUACUUUUUUAUUUAAAAAUGUUUUUGCAGUGAUGAGCAGCUCGUCCAUUUCCAUCAACAUUUAGUUCUCCAGUGUGAAAACAUUCCAUACACAAAUCCUGCAUAGAAUUAGUAUGUAGUUUUGUAAUUGGACUACAACCUUAAUCAGCAGAUGGAGUUUACUCAGUUGCCAUGGAGAUGGCUCAGUUGUUGUCACAUGACAUGGUUUUUCAGCGAACCUCUCUCACCCCUUUCUAUAAGACUUUUUCCUCUUUAGAUCUUGUCAACCUUGCCGGUCCAAAAUGUCAGUUGACGGUUUCUCCACCAGUAUUUGUUCACAUUUCUAAUAACUGUGUGCCGCAGUGCACAAUCUGUACGUCAUGUGCACCAAUGAACAAAGGUUGAUUUUGUGAAACCAGGCCCUGGUUAGUAUUUUUCAUACAAAGGGCCCCACAUUCCUGUUUGCCUGUGGUUCCACCCUUUUUCAUACUUCUUCCAACGUUCAAAAAUAUAGAUAUAUUUUUAAACAGUUUUUAUCUUCCAGGAUCGAUUGGGUCUAGUGUCAGCGCGAUUAUGCUUCGUUGUUGGGUGUGUGUGUAAAAUUAAAAGCCAGAUCAAAAUGCCUUCAUUUACUUCUCAGCCGCAGACAUCAAGUUUGGUAUCAUUUCCUCUCCGGUGGCUCAGUAGUUCACUGCACUGGAAAUGCAGCACAGUCAUUCCCAUGAGUCUGUAAUGUUUUUUUAAGUAUCUACAAGAUGCACACAUACAGAAUCAGGCGUAAAAAAGAGAUAACAUUUAAGGUUAAAGGGAAAUCUCAUGACUAAAGCAUAUAUUCUGUUUAGCAGCGAACUACCACAGCGUCCAAAGUGACCCAAACAUGGUUAAAUCUAACUGAGAAUGUCAUAUUGUGUAAAUGUUAAAUUCAUCAAAUGUCAGGGGGAUUUCCUUGAUUGAAAGUGGUAUUGUGGAUGCCAUAAUAUGUCCACAAAAAUGGGGAAAAACCUUCAGAACCCUGUCUAUUUAUCCGAUGUUGCUGAUAAAGCUAAAGUAAUUGAAAGCAUUUUGAUUUAGCUUGAUGGCUGUGAACCCACCCCCGCCCCACCUGGUACUUGCUAACCGCUUCAGUGGGAAUAACUCCUAGGAUUUUUUAUUUUUUAUUUUUUGUUUGUUUGUUUUUUGUUUUGUUUUUUUUUCAAAAGCGUCUAAGCACUAAUGAUGAAUGAAUUGUACAUAAUCAGUUGUAUCUGUGUUACGCUUUUUUCCCAAGUGCUUCCCAUGAUGACACUUUAUUCAUCAGCGUGUGAGAUCGUCUAACAGCUCUUUUCAGUUUAGUGGUAGCGGCUCGGUGGUCUUUAUUAUACUGUAGAUACACAUUCUUUAUCAGUUUACUGGUUAACACACCUACGAUUACAUUAUAAACAAAUCUUUUCUGGUUUUUUCCCCCUACAGUUUUCUCUGUUUAACGGGACAGAUGUACUAGUAUGUAGAUGUUUUAUGUUGGUUUAAUGGCUGAAAACUAUGGUUCAGGAGUGAUGUCAAGAUUUUAUUCCCUGCUCUCCACACCUGUAUCCACAGAUCAAACAUGACGAUCUUGGCGCUAAGAUGUUUUUGGGAAAUGGAAAGUUACAGCCUGCUGCAGCUAAAGUUUAAGACAAAAGCUCAUGGAUGUUGAUUUCAGAGCAGUUGUUGAAUUUUAUGGAGGUAUUAACAGUUUUUUAAAAGAAAACCCUCCCCCCUCCUUCCUUUUUUUUGCACUUUGUCAUAAUGCCCAGAUCUUUAAUCAACUUCUAUUUAUAUAAAUAUUUGAGAUAUUAAAAAAAAAAUUCUAUAUAUAUUUGUAAAAGUGUUUCUGGCAACUACAAGAUGAAGAGUAUAUUUGUGGUGAGUUGGCGCCUAAACCAGCACACUUUUGUUGUUUGUUGUAUCUGAUUCAAACUGUGUUGAAUGUCUGAAAAAAUGCCUUGUAAGUUGGGGUUUAUUCAAUCUCACUGCAGCCGAAUCGGAUCAGAAAAUGGAAUUCCCAUCAAAACAACUGAACACUUGCUGUAAAAAACAAAAAACAAAAAAAAAAAGGUCUUAUAUCCAAGCUUUUAUUAAAUGAUUGAAAGUG